Messenger RNA from Monoraphidium neglectum, 276 nucleotides. RefSeq lists its product as hypothetical. Lineage: Eukaryota; Viridiplantae; Chlorophyta; Chlorophyceae; Sphaeropleales; Selenastraceae. The coding region runs from base 1 to 276 and encodes 91 amino acids. The transcript is spliced from 3 exons. The record is from RefSeq and is a predicted model, not a curated record.
AUGCCGUAUAUCCGGAACGGCAAGGUGGUGGACAGCCCCGGCUGGUGGCUGAGCAUCCUCGGCUUCAUCACCGGCCUGUUCAACGCCAUAAUGGUGCUGGUCCGCACCUUGGUUGACCCCAACGCCGCACAGUCCUACGUGGAACAGGGGCAGCGCCGCCGGCCCCCCGACCGCGGGCCGGGCGGCGGCGGGCCGGGCGGGAGCGGCGGGUCGCGGAUCGUCGGAUUCGCGGACAUGAAGGGCAUGGGGGCGCCACCCUGCGGCGGGGGCGGCUGA